Molecule: messenger RNA, 1614 nt
Organism: Cucurbita moschata (crookneck pumpkin)
Lineage: Eukaryota; Viridiplantae; Streptophyta; Magnoliopsida; Cucurbitales; Cucurbitaceae
Product: O-fucosyltransferase 13
Exons: 6
Coding region: 104-1429 (441 amino acids)
Cellular component (GO): cytoplasm
Source: RefSeq, a predicted model, not a curated record
GGUUCAUACGGACCGUUUUGAGUGCCGAUCAAUUUUCUUUUCGAAUAAGAACAUAGAUCCGUUCUUGUGGACGGUGGAGGAAGAAGGCUUUGCUGGAUCUGAAAUGUUUAUUGUCUCAGUGAAGCCAUUUUUUAGCGUUCUUGUUGUCGGUCUUUGUUUAACCUUGGCGGUGCUUCUCUUGUCGCCGUCCUCUUCGCUUUUCCCCGGCGCUUCAGUCUCGUCUACUCAUCAACGAGGCUACACGGAUAUAUGGAGUCUUCGAAGGAUAGCAGAGUGGAGGCCUUGCAAGUGGUGGCUUCAAGGUCACUUACCUGCUCUGCCUGCUGAUAGCAAUGGAUAUAUACGCGUGGAUUGCUAUGGUGGGCUCAAUCAGAUGAGAAGAGAUUUGUGUGAUGGAGUUGGUGUGGCACGGCUUUUGAAUGCAACCCUGGUUCUGCCGAAGUUUGAAGUGGCUGCAUAUUGGAAUGAAUCAAGUGGUUUUGCAGAUGUAUUUGAUGUUGACUAUUUUAUUAGUCAGAUGAAUGGUUAUGUAAAAGUUGUUAAAGAGUUGCCACCAGAGUUCCCGUCCAAAGAGCCUCACCAUGUAGAUUGUAGCAAACGCAAAGGACAGUUCGAUUAUAUUGAAAGUGUCCUACCGUCCCUGCUGGAACAUCAUUAUAUUUCAAUAACUCCAGCGAUGAGCCAGAGAAGGGAUAGGUAUCCUCAGUAUGCAAAAGCUGCCCUAUGUCAAGCUUGUUACAAUGCUUUGCGCCUUGCUGAACCCGUGGAGGAGAAAGCCAAGAAACUUUUGGAAGCGAUACCAAAGCCCUUUCUCUCUCUCCAUCUUCGUUUUGAGCCAGAUAUGGUGGCUUACAGCCAAUGUGAAUAUCAAGGACUUUCUACUGCUUCUCUAGAAGCAAUUGAGGCCGCUCGGGUAGAUAGGAAACCAUGGACCGGAGAGUUAGCCAAAAUAUGGAGAAAGCGAGGGAAAUGUCCUCUCACCCCUCGUGAGACAGCCCUCAUAUUUCAAGCGCUCCAUAUUCCAACUAAUACAAAUAUUUACUUGGCUGCUGGUGAUGGUUUGAUGGAAAUGGAAGGCUUUACAUCAGUGUACACCAACGUAGUAACCAAGUCUAGUUUCCUCAGUAGCGACGAUUUCUCAAACAUGCAUGGCAACACAAAAGCUGCACUGGAUUAUUAUGUGUCUAUUAAUAGUGAUUCUUAUGUAGCAACCUUCUUUGGAAAUAUGGACAAGAUGGUCGCAGCAAUGCGCGCAUUCAACGGAAAGCAGAGGACAUUGUUUUUAAGUCGACGAGCUUUUGCAGAGUUCACUUACAACGGUCUGAAAGGGAAGGAGCUGAAUCAAGCAUUGUGGAAGGCUCAUAGAGAUGAUUUCGUCAUGGGCAGGGGAUCUGCAUUGUCCGACUGCUUUUGUGAGUUCAAACUCUGAGCUUGAGAACCUCGGGUUUUUCAUUUUGGUAUCAUUUUUCCUCGUGUUUAUCUGAACGAAGUUGUCCAUGUUGAGUACAUGCUGUUCCAGUUAAAAUUGUAACCCAUCUUUUGAUAGAAUAGACAAUGAUCGUUUUGAUUACAGCCAUUGAACAGGAAUAUGCUACUUCAUUCUUAAUCUUUGUC